Molecule: messenger RNA, 1130 nt
Organism: Paramecium octaurelia
Lineage: Eukaryota; Ciliophora; Oligohymenophorea; Peniculida; Parameciidae
Source: the annotation of a GenBank genome assembly
AUGUUGUUGAGAUUUAGCAAGCAAUAUCAAUUUAGUCAGAUAGGAAGAAUGAAAUAAAGAAAAAGAAGCCAUAUAAAAUAUUUUAGUAAACCAAUCAUUGAGGUAUGAAUUAUGAAUUUUAAUUAGGGUCAAUAUGGCGUAGUUCCAGCAAGAGCAGUACCUUCGCAUAUUCAAAGACCAAACUAUAUAAGUACAAGAACAAUUAAGCAUAAUAGGUGAAACAAAGCCUGUCUAUGGGAUAUAUGAAGGAGCACCUGUAGUUCAUAGUUAAGAUAUGAUCCAAAGUAAAAACAUCAUUUAAAAUAAGAAUUAAGAAAGGCAGCGUAAAUCGCAGCAAAAACUGCUUAUGUGGCUUAAAAAUCAGUGAAAUAGGGAAUGACAACGGAUGAUUUGGAUAAGAUAGUUCAUGAAUUCAUAAUUUCACAAAAUGCAUAUCCUUCACCAAUAGGAUUCAUGGGUUUUCCUAAGAGUGUUUGUACAUCAGUGAAUGAAGUGUGUUGUCACGGAAUACCUAAUCUUAGACCUUUAGAUGGUGGGGAUUCCUUAAACAUUGAUGUGACUAUCUUUUAUGAUGGAGUGCAUGGAGAUACUAGUGUUAUGGCAUAGGUUCCUGAAAUGAAUCCAGAAAUCACUAAAUUAAUAGAUACGACUUAAAAAGUUAUAAAUUAAUUGCACAAUAGAAUAGGCUCUUUAUGAAGCGAUUAAAAUUUGUAAGCCAGGGUAGAAAUUCAGUAAAAUUGGAGAUAUCGUUGAAGAAGUAGCUGGAGACGAAGGAUUUACAGUUUGCGAAUUAUUUACAGGACAUGGCAUAGGUGAAUUGAUGCAUAUGCCUCCUACAAUAAUCCAUAAUUGUAAAUUUAAUAUCAAAUAUAAAAAGUUAAUGAUUAUCCAGGAGUGAUGGUUCCAGGAAAUGUAUUUACGAUUGAACCUAUUCUCUUGAUGCGCCAUGAUUAAUAUUUGAUGUGGAAGGAUAACUUUACUGUUGUUUCUCCAGAUAAUCCUAGUGGUAUUGCAAACUUAUCUAUUUAGCUCAAUGGGAACACAUGGUUUUAAUAACUGAAAAUGGGUAUGAGGUUUUAACAAAGAGAGAAGAUGAGACUGGUAUAUGACUUAUAUUUUAAUAAUUAUUU